This is a messenger RNA of Pochonia chlamydosporia 170, 1959 nucleotides long. RefSeq names its product calcium/calmodulin-dependent protein kinase. The transcript is spliced from 6 exons. The coding region runs from base 1 to 1959 and encodes 652 amino acids. Gene Ontology annotation, cellular component: cytoplasm. Gene Ontology annotation, biological process: protein phosphorylation; intracellular signal transduction. NCBI's taxonomy places the organism in Eukaryota, Fungi, Ascomycota, Sordariomycetes, Hypocreales, Clavicipitaceae. The record is from RefSeq and is a predicted model, not a curated record. Gene Ontology annotation, molecular function: ATP binding; protein serine/threonine kinase activity.
AUGUCUAGCAAGACCGUCCCAAUCGUCGGGGAGCAACAGCCGCACACUACGAACAUGUCCUCGCCUCAACUCACCAUUGACCAUGUAGAUGAUGACCAAGAAGCCCUGGACAGGUCGCGGCCUCCCCUUGCAACUACCGUUUCAGAGCCUCCUGCUCUACGCGGUUAUUCCAGCCCCAUGAGACACCACAAACGUACCCCCAGUGCGCAUAGAGAAAUCAAGGAAACCCUUGACGCCCGUGUUGAAUUCACCAGCGAUGAAUCCGACGGAAGGACGUAUCAUCGAAUCAACCAGUAUGUUAUCGUCGAGGAGAUUGGUAGGGGUUCGUAUGGCGCCGUUCACCGCGCAACUGAUCAGUUCGGCAAUGAGUUUGCCGUCAAAGAAUUUUCCAAAACUCGAUUAAGAAAACGAGCACAGUCGCAUAUUCUCCGACUAGGACCACAGAGUUCCCCCGGUCAACGUCUUCCACGGCCUCGUAGAGCUGGGGGGCCACUGUCACCUCAGCUGACAGGUUUACGGGCUGGGGAGCAGAGCGAUGCAUUGUUUCUGAUUCGAGAGGAAAUUGCCAUUAUGAAAAAGCUGAAUCAUCCCAACUUGGUCCAAUUAAUUGAAGUUCUGGACGAUCCUGAAGAAGACUCGUUGUACAUGGUCAUGGAGAUGUGCAAGAAAGGCGUCAUUAUGAAUGUCGGCUUGGACGACAGUGCUGACCCAUACAACGACGAGUCUUGCCGCUGCUGGUUCCGGGAUCUACUUUUGGGUAUUGAAUACUUGCAUGCCCACGGGGUUAUCCAUCGCGAUAUCAAGCCUGAUAAUUUGCUGCUCUCGGAUGACGAGGUUCUGAAGAUUGUGGACUUUGGCGUUUCAGAGAUGUUUGACAAACCUGACAACAUGAAAAUCUCCAAGUCUGCGGGUUCGCCUGCCUUCAUGCCACCAGAGCUCUGUGGCAAACAUCAAGAAGUCUCUGGGCAAGCAGCUGAUAUUUGGUCCAUGGGCGUCACGCUCUAUUGCCUGAAAUACGGCAAGAUACCUUUCAAUCGGCCUGGCGUUCUGGAGAUUUAUGAUGCUAUCAAGACAGACAGCCCCUAUAUCCCUAAUGGCGAGGAUUCUGAUUUUACAGACCUGAUGAGCAGAAUUCUCGACAAGGAUCCGUCCAAACGAAUCACCAUGCUUGACCUAAGGGAGCACCCGUGGGUGACCAAAGGCGGGUCGGAUCCCUUAUUGUCUGUCGAAGAUAACUGCGAACACAUUAUUGAGCCCCCCAAUGAACUUGAAUUAAACCGGGCUUUUACGAGGAAGGUUAAUCAUCUACUUUCCAUGAUGAAGGCAAUUCACAAGUUCAGAACUCAGUUGGCCAAAAUCCGGGCUAGGCAAGAUACGAGUGCAGCCAGCUCCUCGACAUCGCUUCAACCCGUCAUGUCAGGCGAAGAGCCAUUCAACGCAGCAGAUGAGAAAGCUAAGGCCGAAGAGAUAGAAACUCUCCUGGCUCGCCGUCGACAUUUACUCGGCCACCAAGAUGAAGACGCCGAUAAGGGUCACGCCCGAGAGAUUGGGGAUCAAGAGCCCCUCCUGCUUGGAAUUGGUACUGGAGCACGAGACGCUUUUGCCAGAGACGAGGCUACCCCAGAUGUAGUAGCCGAUUCCCCGACGGCGGUUGAUUUUGACGUAUACGACCGCGCCUACGAAGAAGCCAUCAAACGCCGUAUGGAAACCAAGCCGUCCAAGAAACCCACCAUGUACUUGACCAGGUUCGUCAAGGAAAAAGACUACUUCAAGAAGAUGGAAAACCUGGUCGAGGGCACCGUUUUGUCACCCCCAGCCUUAAAGUCAGAAUUUAAGCAAGCUACGCACGCGCUAAAGGAUAACGUUUCUUCAGAGCCUGGAGCAAAAUUAGCUGAAAUUGUCGAGAAAGUUGCACUUUCUGUCCCUGAGACAAAGAAACACACCAAGCCAGACCUAUAG